AUGGUUCAUCACAAGUUCAAGGCCUUCCGCGACAACAAUCCAGAUCUCUCAGCCAUCUGUCACGUCGACUUCUUUGACAGUGCUCCUGAUUUAUCAGAAGCAGACGCAUGCCAUAUUUGGCUGAGCUGCUUGGCGGAAAUGGCAAAGGAUGCAGACCCAGCUACAAAGGCGUCCAUGGCGUUGUUGAAAGAGAAGUAUCUCAAGGAUAAAAAAAAUGGAAAUUUGAGGCGGUACUGGGACCGACGUAAACUCGAGCAAGAAGCAGAGAAGUCACAGAACGAGGCCACAAUGCAGACUGCUAUCACAGUAAACCGCACGGCAACGAGAGUCGUGCAGUCGGCAGAGAAGCAGGUCAAUGGUCAUCUCGAGAAGAUUGACAGCUCCGUCUUUCCAGACGAUGAAUCAUCUGGUCAGGCUGCUGUUAGGACUUCUUCAGUGUCCUCAUCAUCGUCCCUGUCAACACUGUCGUCAACAGCAUUGUCAAGUCCGAAGAAGAGGAAGCGGUCGACUAUGGUUGGAGGCUCGAUGUCGACAAGGAUCGAAGACGGUGGAGAGUCUCUUUUGAAAAGUCGGAAAGAGCGCUUUGCCGCCAUGAAUCCGUCUCGUUUCUGGAAGCUCCGAAGCGGUAGAACAGUUGAAGAGAUCCUCUACAUCUCAAGCUUGAACAUGGAUGCCAAUUUUAAAAUGCGGUCAUAUACGAUUGAUUUUGGCUGCGAGAGGACGAAGGCUGCCUUCUCCGAUGAUGAAUGGAUGGAGAUGGAAGAGUUGAAUGAUUUUCAACUACCAAAGAUACCAGAAUCGACCCGGCGUCUUCAAUGCCUCUGGUGUCCAAAGGCAUAUCAAACUCGGAAGGGAGUAAAGACCCAUUUCUCUACAUGUCCUGGAUUCAACGACCUCUCCUUUCCUCGGUCGUGUACUGUGUGCGGAGUCAAAAUUGAGACCGCCAAGGCUCUCCAACUCCACAUUUUGGAUUGCAAGUCCUGGCCUGAAGAGGACGAUGAUUUCAGCGAGCUUGACGCCCAGCUGAUUGCGAAAACUGGGCACCCGGCAACUGCUCGAUUCGUGAACGACCUGUUUGAGCAAGCGGAGGUUACGCUGCCGAGAGGCGAAAAAGUGUACGCCUACCUUCCGGUCGGCAGUUCCAAGCGAUUGGGUGACGGAACGGAAGCAUACAUUCGUCCGAUGAAGCGCCGGUCAGAUAGAGUCAUUGUUGAUUCGAAGUUGGAGCUUUCGCUGAGAUCGCACGCCUAUUGUUCGUUGGUGGAUAUCGGGAAUUACAAGGCUCUAGGAGUCAAGGAUCCAAUUUGCACCCUGCGGUUCUCAGAUCACAGCAAGCAGCUGGCAAGGAAUGUGUCAAGUCCUUUGAUCCAGUCAGGCGAUGACGUCCUUCUUUGCCUCAAGGUCGAGGUGUACGGGCGUCGUGAAAGCGAGGAUGCCCACCACAUAACGAAGCUAGGACAUCCGAACAGCAGCAGGCCUUUCAAGGUGGCGAACCGUACUCAUGACAACACGCAGAUGGUAAUCAUUGGGACGGUGCGGUGGAAUGCCUUGGUGACAAUGGCGGUUUUGGUGACAAGUGGCAGGGUGAUUGUAGGGUCACACAAUCCCUGGUUCCAUCCUCAUGCAGCAUCACACGUAUGGCUUCUGAAGAAUGGAGACGAAGACCUUAACAACAACGUGGAACGGCAUACGCGCUCCAAGUUCGACCAAGCGUCGUCGUACGAGUUGUUUGCAGCCGCGCACCCUCGAUUUCUGGGCCAUUGCACCCUGCCAGUCACCUUGAGCACUCUCUGGGACUUCAAGUAA
This is a messenger RNA of Linnemannia hyalina, 1806 nucleotides long. The record is from the annotation of a GenBank genome assembly. Lineage: Eukaryota; Fungi; Mortierellomycota; Mortierellomycetes; Mortierellales; Mortierellaceae.